Pristis pectinata (smalltooth sawfish) is the source of this 3923-nucleotide messenger RNA. RefSeq names its product derlin 2 (gene derl2). The transcript is spliced from 7 exons. The coding region runs from base 17 to 724 and encodes 235 amino acids. Lineage: Eukaryota; Metazoa; Chordata; Chondrichthyes; Rhinopristiformes; Pristidae. Gene Ontology annotation, cellular component: endoplasmic reticulum membrane; Hrd1p ubiquitin ligase ERAD-L complex. The record is from RefSeq and is a predicted model, not a curated record. Gene Ontology annotation, biological process: endoplasmic reticulum unfolded protein response. Gene Ontology annotation, molecular function: misfolded protein binding; ubiquitin-specific protease binding.
GGCCGGAAGCACGAAGAUGGCGUACCAGAGCCUUCAGCAGGAGUACCUGCAGAUCCCGCUGGUGACCCGGGCCUACACCACGGCCUGUGUGCUCACCACCGCCGCCGUGCAAUUAGAAAUAAUCACACCAUUCCAGCUGUACUUCAAUCCAGAGUUAAUAUUUAAACAUUACCAAGUUUGGCGAUUAAUUACAAAUUUCCUGUUUUUUGGUACAGUGGGAUUUAACUUUUUGUUUAAUAUGAUCUUUCUAUACCGGUAUUGUCGAAUGCUAGAAGAAGGAUCGUUCAGGGGUCGCACCGCAGAUUUUGUUUUUAUGUUCCUUUUUGGUGGAUUUUUGAUGACCGUUUUCGGCUUGUUUGUUAACCUGGUGUUCCUGGGCCAGGCCUUCACCAUUAUGUUAGUGUACAUUUGGAGCAGGAGGAAUCCUUACGUCAGGAUGAACUUCUUUGGACUCCUUAAUUUUCAGGCGCCUUUCCUGCCCUGGGUACUAAUGGGGUUCUCGUUAUUACUUGGCAAUUCAAUCAUAGUGGAUUUGCUAGGAAUUGCUGUGGGCCACAUAUAUUAUUUUUUGGAAGAUGUAUUUCCAAACCAACCUGGAGGGGGACGGCUGCUCAGGACUCCAAGCAUUUUCAAAGCUAUUUUUGACAUUCCUGAAGAGGACCCCAACUACAACCCACUGCCUGAGGACCGACCUGGGGGCUUCAACUGGGGCGAGGGGCAGUGACUUGGAGGCGAGCCAUGAACAACCGCCAGCCACACAUACUCUUGAGAACCUCAGAGGAUGUAUUUGUUCUCAUUUGCCUCCCUACUGCUUGCCUUGGUUCAUUUCAAAGAAUACAACCUUGCAGAUUGCCAACGACCCACCAACCAGCAAGCACCACCUGCGUGAUGGAUACCUGCCUUUCCUGAGGGUGAAUUACAAUUGGCCAACAGUGCCUAUGCCUGUUAUACUGGAAUAGCCGAUAGUUUCAAUAAGGUUUACUCUAUGGAACUGGACAUCUGAGAUUCACAUUAAUUUGCAGAAGAUCAAAUAUCUGAGGUGACAGUCAUAUGUGUGGCCAUAAUUUUUAUAUAACUUUUUUAUGAACAGUGGCUGACUGGUGUCAGACUUGUAAGUAUUAUUUGACAAUGAAAUCGGAACUCGACCAUCAAAAUCUAUCUGAUUCUUGACAUUAAAUUACUGAACCAAAAGCAAAUGGAUGGAGCCUUUGAUCUGUACCAAGCUGUGUUAACACAGUUCUACAUUGCCUUUGCAUAGACCAAGUACAGUCCACCUCUGCAAUUAGUAUAUUUUGAGUUGUCAAUAUAUCAGUCAGGAUAUUUUGUUGAACUGAAACACUUGCAGCAUAAUCCUGCAUUUAUGUCAUUUGGACGGCAUGAGAUUGUCAGCAUUGUUAAACAGGCUAAUCCACCGCUAGCCUCAGAUGAGUUUUAACUUGACUAAGUACAUGUGUAGCUGCUUUUAAGUAAUUGUCCACUGGUGGUCUGAGGAUAUCUGCAUACCCAUGUUGUCAGCAGUUGGCAGCACUUCCGGCUGAGAGAGAAUGAUGUGAGUUCAAACCUCACUCCAGAGAUCACCGAUAAAAAAAACUAGGCUAAUGUUUCUAAGCAAUAUUAAGGGAAUACCACACUGUGGAAAGUACUGUCUCUAAACUGAGACAUUAAAGUGUCUGUUCUUUCAAGCAGAUGUGUAAGAUCACAGGACAAUAUUUCAAAUAAGUGCAGGUUUAUCCCCCAGUUGACUUCACUGGGCAGGUGUUCUGGUCAUUUAUCAUUCUGCCAUUUAUGGGAGUUAGUUGUGCUCAAAUUUCCACAUAACCAAGUACUAUCAAUGUCCUAUUUUAGUUAACUUACCUGUGGCUGGAUCAAGGUAGAAUAUAUUGUUAGAUGGAUAGCCCCACACUGCAUAUGAAUAGUGCUAGACAUUGCACUGGUUAGUGUGAAGAAUGGAUCAAAUGGAAGGUAAGACAGAGGCUCCUUAAUCGACUUCCAUUAAUUUCUUGCACAUUAUUUAGCAGAAUCUAGGUGUAAAAUAUCUCAAGCAAACUGUUUACAAAUAUGCUUAAAUCAGUCUGGUUAAUAUGAAUGUAUUAAAACGUUCUUGCUUCAGUAAUGGCCAUUAAGGUCACAGCUCUAAUACUUACAAUUUCCCACAUAGAUCUUAGCUGGUCACCCUCUUAUGUGAGGUUCCCAACCUUGUGUCAGAGCAAGCUUUGUUUCCCAGGUCAUGGAAACAUAGUAGGAAAUAGCAUGAGCAGUCGGAUGCUGAUGGCAGAGGAACUGUAACAUGACUGGAACUUUGCAGUAGUGAAACACUCUGUAUUCCUGGUGUUGGUUUGCUGCUGGAAGGGAGAAGGAUCCAACUCUGGUGACAGAACACAGGUGGACCCAUGCUGGGCACUUGGGAGGAAGGACUGCAGGCUGGAAAAAGGCUUUCUCACCAAGUAUUUUUCACUGAAAGCCAUGGCUCCAUAGCUCAUGUCCCUGAGUCUGAGGUGCUGCUCCAGAGCUUGAAAUCACAGCCCAGGUUGGCUUCAAUGCAGUAGUGGGGGGCUGCAGCACUGUUGGGAGCCAUCCUAUCACAGCACCAUUUGCCCUCUCAGCUGGACACAAGCUCUUGUGUCACUAUUUCAAAGAUGAGGAGCAGAAUUUUUCCCAGUAUCCAGGUGAUUGUUUAUACCUUUUGUAAACAUCAAGAGCAGUCGAUCUCUUUUUUGUUAAUCUCUCUGCUGUUGUAGGUCCCUGUGCACAGACUGACUGCCACAUUUCCUACCUGCUUCAUUGCUGCUGGCAGGUUGUGAGGCUGUGGAAGGGCACUCUAUAAUGCAAGCUCUUAUCUGUCUAACCCUGCUUCUCGGUCUAGGUGAGUGAAUUCAGGUCUUGGGUUAAGCAAUGCAGGCCCCAGCAGCCACUGAGGAGGGCUGAGCCAGGUGUCAUUUUCGUGUUAUCAGUGUUUACUGUUGAGAAUAUCCUUUACUGUCAUGGGUACUUUUAAAAAUUCCCAUUGAAAAAACACUUGGCUCAUUGUCCAUUGACCUUGGUAAAUUUCAGGCAGCAUUCGGUCUGAUUCAUAGAGAGUUCAGCAUUCCUACUGCAGUUCAGCUGGCAGAGACGUGGGUUGUCAGUGACUGCACCCUUGUUAAGGCUCAUGGACCUCAGUUGUAGCUGAUAGCUUCAGACUGUAAUCCUAAUUUGAUGUAACUAGUGAGCUAAGAUUUAAUCAGGUUGUUUUGUCAAGGGUUUCUCUCUCCCCACCACUCAAAUGUUAUUGUUGGUACUGUAAAAUCCUUCAUGGCCACUGGGUUUCAGUUUCAUCGAUUGUUGAACAGGGUGUCGGGGUGGUAGGCUGGCACAGGCUCCACCCUCCUACCUCUGCUAUGCUUUCUGAUUUCAGCACCACUCCCUCCGGGCCGUGGUUUGUGUGUAUCAGAUGGAACUAGACCAGGCUCAGCUGGUCAGUACCAAUCAGCUACAUGAUUAAUGGCCCCUGCAAUAUUACACGAUGCCCCACACCCACUGCACUGUACCUCAUCCUGGCUACGUCGUGAAGCUGAAGAAGGGUACUGUCCGAGCCCUUGGGGCUGGGCUGGGGCUGGCGGCCACUGAGCUUCCUCACCAUGUGCUUGCAGAUUAUGGCAGGUGUAGGUAUCACCUGGAGCUGCAGCUACCCCAUGGAUUUGGAACCAUCUUUUAUUCCUGUGGCCUGGUACCCAUGGGCCGGAACCACAGAUCACUAUAAAAGGUUGAAUCCUUUCAAUCAAUUUACCAUUUUACCAAAUCUACGUUAGACGAAGUGUUUGGAUAUUUUUAAUCAUAAAAUGCAAUUCCCAUAAGCAGAGUAUUGUGAAGCUGUUGGGUGUAUCUCUGGUUCCAUUUACAGCAUGUUAACUGAUAUUAUUGAUAGAGACCUACACUCUGUAACU